GUCACAUGACAUCCAACUUUUUUUGUGCACUGCACGGUAGUGCAAAAGGUGUGCAACGAAAAUUGACAUUGCACGCUCGAGCAAACCAGUGCGGUAGAAGUCCAACAAAACUACGACUUGCAUAUACAUUCACAUACGAAGUUAGUGCUGGCUUCAAAUUUGUCUAGAUCUAAAUUCUAAGUUAGAUCAAAUUGUGUUUCAUCCGACGUCAAUUUGCGGUGAUGACGGCCCUUUAACAUAAUGAUGGAUACAGAUUUGAAGAAUGAUUUCUACCAUGCCCAAAAUGUGAAGGAGGAUGUGCAAUUAUUAGGCCAGGGCUUGUUGAGGAAAGGCCAAGGACAUGAAGGAGGUGUGAAAUGGAAAGAUGACCAGCUUGUCUGUGAAAUAUCUGUGACUGCAAAACAGUCAAAACCAAGUUGUCAUAUAGGGGGUCUAUUGCAUAUUUUCUUCUUUAUGUCAGCAGUAGGACUCACGGUUUUGUUCUGGAAUGCAGUUCUCGCUAUCAUGAUUAGUGUUCUGUUCUUUCUGUACAUUCAUUCUUCAGUUUCAAAAGAAACACUGCUUCUGAUAUCUUCCCUUGGGUUGCAAAUAUCUUCGGAGUAUGUCACAGGACGCAGAGUCACCCAGUUUAUUCCUUUCAGGGCAGUUCAAGACAUUGUUAUCCAUGAAGCUGUAACAAUGAACAAGGUUGUUUACUAUUUGGCUGUUCUUUUGAAACAUCAAAAUGGUAAAGAGUGGACAAAUUCAUUGGUGCCAGUUUUUAUGCAUUCCAUGCCAAGACUUGAUAAACUUCAAGAAAUCCAUGCCUCCGUUCAUAGAAUGUGGGACUUUGAAAAGAACCAUUUGGAAUCGUCUAAAGCAGGUGGAGAUAACUGUGCUGUGAGAUGACAGUAAAUUUAGAUAAACAAACAAGCUGAAGUAAAUUAUUAGACUAGGUAGUUUGUAAGUUAUACAUGAAUACACAGGACUGGUGACCUGUAAUUUUGCCCAAUGUGAUAUCCCAGAAUUUCCCUGUUUUUGUCUCACCUGCAUAGCAGAGUGAGACUAUAGGCGCCGCUUUUCCGACGGCGGCGGCGGCGUAAACACCAAAUCUUAACCUGAGGUUAAGUUUUUGAAAUGACAGCAUAACUUAGAAAGUAUAUGGACCUAGUUCAUGAAACUUGACCAUAAGGUUAAUCAAGUAUUACUGAACAUCCUGCCUGAGUUUCAUGUCACAUGACCAAGGUCAAAGGUCAUUUAGGGUCAAUGAACUUAGACCAUGUUGGGGGAAUCAACAUCAAAAUCUUAACCUAAGGUUAAGUUUUUGAAAUGUCAUCAUAACUUAGAAAAUAUAUGGACCUAGUUCAUGAAACUUAUACAUAAGGUUAAUCAAGUAUCACUGAACAUCCUGCAUGAGUUUCACAUCACAUGACCAAGGUCAAAGGUCAUUUAGGGUCAAUGAACUUUGGCCGAAUUGGGGGUAUCUGUUGAAUUACCAUCAUAACUUUGAAAGUUUAUGGAUCUGAUUCAUGAAACUUGGACAUAAUAGUAAUCAAGUAUUGCUAAACAUCCUGUGCAAGUUUCAGGUCACAUGAUCAAGGUCAAAGGUCAUUUAGGGUCAAUGAACUUUGGCCAAAUUGGGGUAUUUGUUGAAUUACAGCCAUAAAUUUGAAAGUGUGUUGGUCUAGUUCAUAAAACUUGGACAUAAUAGUAAUCAAGUAUCACUGAACAUCCUGUGCGAGUUUCAGGGCACAUGAUCAAGGUCAAAGGUCAUGUAAGGUCAAAGAACUUUGGCCACGUUGGGGGUAUUUGUUGAAUUGCCAUCAUAUCUCUAUAAGUGUAUUGGUCUAGUUCAUAAAACGUGGAAAUAAGAGUAACCAAAUAUCACUGAACAUCUUGUGCGAGUUAUAGUAGUUUUCAAAAUCAGCACUGCUGCUAUAUUGAAUUGCGUGAUGCAGGUGAGACGGCCAGAGGCAUUCCACUUGUUUUUUAUAUGAGUCUGAAUUUCCUAAAACCUUUAUAAAAUUUGAACAAAUAGUACACUUUUAGAGAUCGUAUAAUAACUGUAGCUGUUGGGAAUGGAAAUUAUUGAAAAUCUGAUUUGACAUCUAAGAACAGGUCACCUGUUGUGCGUAUAAUCAUGUGUAAUUUACAAAAAGAUUUAUGAAACACCCUCAGAUUGUGGAACCUGUUUACCUGUUUAUAAGAUCUCAAAGAAAUAUUUUGGACUAAAAUCUUUAUUUUAUGCAAAAGUGUAGUGACAAUGGAAUAUAUUUUUCACCUAUUUGAUUCUUGUAAAAAUUGAAUUUGAUAUAAAUAAGGUCUGUGAUGAAAUUAUUUUUUGAUAAAGGCCUUUCAAAUUUUUUUCUUACAGGUCAGAAAACUAUAUGCAACAAUUGUAUCAUGAUAAGUUUGCUACAUUCCAUGCCCAGUUUUAUACGAUUUAAAGAAAAAAAAAUCAAGGUGCAGGGAGGGACUCAACAUUUCUAUGUUAUUUUAUGUUUGAUUUUAGAUUGCUUUGUUCACAUAGUAUACUCUUUCAUUACAGCUGAAAACAAAUUCAAAGCUUGAAAGUGGAGAAUCUUGAGUUUUAUCAUUUGCUACUUAAUGGUUAAGUUCAUUUAAAAAAGGUUGAUUUGAAUAAACAGUGGAUAUUCCAACUUAAGCAUUAGACUGGAAUUUUAUUGUCAAAAUACAGUGUAUAAUAUAAAAGUUAGAACUGUUCCAAAUAAUUUACCUUUUCUCCUUUAAUUUUUAAUAGACCUUGGUUCAAACCAGGUAUAAAAGACCUUUUCACAUUAGAUAGUUAAAGUUAGAUUUUGAUCCCCGAUUACCAUCAAUUCCCAAUAUUAUACAAAUAAUGAAUGUUUAUGAGUGAAUACUUCAUGAGGUGAAAGAUGAAAUGAUCCAUUCAACGAGGCAUAGCCGAGUUGAAUGGAUCAUUAUUUCAUCUUUCACCGAAUGAAGUAUUCUGUCCAUUGCACGAAUGAAAAAACAUUCAUUAUUUGGUUUAUAUGACACCUAAAAAUUGAUUUUUUUUUUUUUUCAUAUGAAAUUUAUGAAUUUCGAUGCAAAACAUGCUCAUGCAGUGCGAGUUUGGUCUGUUGAUUGUUACGUCAUUAUAACAUGCGCACUGCUGGUGCCUGCAGCUGCAGUCUCGGUGCGGGCGUGCAAUGGACAAAAUCGUAUGGAUCCAAAAUUGCACGAUGAAUGGAUCCAAAAUUGCACGGUUGAUGACGUCAUUGCAAAAUGGGCUGAAUGAACGAUAUCAAACAACCAAUCAAAUCACAGGGAUCUAUCUAGGUGUCAUAUAAUGUGAGCUAUAUAUGAUGCAUUGCCUAGGUUUCCCUGUUUCAAAGGUGAAUGGAGUUGACACCAGAAAAUAUUGUGCUAUAAUAUUAACUAAUAAGCGUUACAUUUUCCAUUCGGGAUGAGGGAGUUGGUUUGUCAUCUUGGCUGGAGGAUUGAAAUGCAUGGUGAUGAUACUACUUUUGUCUUUGUGCGUUGAAUGCUUGCAUGCAAAGCCAUUCGGUGGCAUUAUCAUAGUAAUUACAAAUGAAUAAUUUCAUGAA
Messenger RNA from Lytechinus pictus (painted urchin), 3551 nucleotides. Its product is annotated as phosphatidylinositol N-acetylglucosaminyltransferase subunit H-like. NCBI's taxonomy places the organism in Eukaryota, Metazoa, Echinodermata, Echinoidea, Temnopleuroida, Toxopneustidae. Bases 241 to 888 code for a protein of 215 amino acids. Gene Ontology annotation, cellular component: glycosylphosphatidylinositol-N-acetylglucosaminyltransferase (GPI-GnT) complex. The record is from RefSeq and is a predicted model, not a curated record. Gene Ontology annotation, biological process: GPI anchor biosynthetic process. The transcript has 6 exons.